Trematosphaeria pertusa is the source of this 1560-nucleotide messenger RNA. RefSeq lists its product as uncharacterized. Lineage: Eukaryota; Fungi; Ascomycota; Dothideomycetes; Pleosporales; Trematosphaeriaceae. Bases 322 to 1443 code for a protein of 373 amino acids. The record is from RefSeq and is a predicted model, not a curated record. The transcript has a single exon.
UAGGCGGUGGAGUUUGGUUUGGUGGACUCCCGACUCCGACGUGGAACUUGCUUGCGGGAACCCUUAUUAAUGGGGUGAAAAUGGGCUACUCCUUUGCUUGCUGUGAGUGUUCUCGUCGACUUGACUGGGUUAUGGCUGAAGCCGACUGCGUGGUAGUCUUGUGCUCGGAGAUUUGCUCCAUGCGUGGUCUGGUAUUCGAGGUCUGGUAUUCGACGAUUGAGUGCGUUCCAUAGGCGAGACCCCGAGUUCGACAUCACAAUGAGCCACAGCUCCAGGGCGCAUUUUGGGUAGAAGACGAACGGAAUAUUCCAACACCAAGAUAUGAGCCUAUGCUGGGCGUUGGAGGUACGAGCUAGGACAAAGCUGAGUGAGCUCGAUGUAACUCUUCGGCGCUGCUGUUGCUUUGGCUGGUUGGUCGAUCUUCUGCUCGAUACGCUCGAGGCGUCGUGUGAUCUCUUCGAGUUCUGGGCUCGAGGGAGCUGCUGUCGGCUAAUGAAGCUGCCAAGCCCUACCUUGUGCGGAGAUUUUAACGCAGACACCGUCGCUCUCUUGGACACAUUCAUCGACAUGGCCGAGCUACCCCUCCCUUACUUCGCGCCUCCCAAAGACCUACCUCGUUGUCUUCCAAACACUGCAGAAAUAGAGCUCUCUGAGGUUAUCUCUAAGUCAAGCGGCCGCAAAGUGGUCCGGGUUGAUUCUCACUAUGUGGUCAAGUUUGGACCCGCCGUCGAUCUACUUGAGGGCCGUAAUAUACUCUUCGUCCGCCAGCACACGAGUAUUGCGAUUCCUCGAGUCUAUGCGAUAUAUUCUGUGCCAAACGCGGACUCGAAAGCCAUAAACUACAUUGUCAUGGAGAAUGUGGCCGGAGAUACUCUUGCCUCUUGGUGGCCAGCUCUAUGCAUGUCGCAAAAGGAAGUCAUCUCUGCGAAGCUCAACGUUUUUUGCAGUCAGCUGCGUAGCUUGCCAUCUCCAGGCUAUUUCGGAAGCCUUGAAAGACGGCCCCUCCUAGACCCUAUACUCUGGACGGAUGACUCGACUUGCUCUGGACCAUUCGAAUCGGAAGCUGCCCUUAACGAAGCAAUGGUACGGAAAUACAUCUACAACGGCCUUCCGACCCACAAGGGGACCUUCUACCGCACGGCUUUUCCUGCUGUGUUUUCUGGUCACCCGCCUGUCUUCACACAUGGUGAUCUGCAAAGGAAGAAUAUUUUGAUUAAAAAGACUAUUGGUUCCGGUUCCGGUUCUGUCGAUGACUUUACUGUAGUCAUCGUAGAUUGGGAAUUUUCUGGAUGGUAUCCAAGCUAUUGGGAAUUUGCAACCGCCAUGUCCGCUGUGGGUCGGUGGGAUGAUGAUUGGCACGAGUGGGUGAGAGAAAUAUUAUCAGACUGGUACCUCAACGAAUACGCGUGGAUACAGAUGUUACGUCAAGAGCUUUGGUCUUAAGAGAUUCUAAGGAGGGUGGAGUUUUAAUGCAAUUAUGGCAACAUUUCAGACUUUAGCGGACUAGCUGUGAGUGGGAAGCUUACCGGCAGUAUGAUGUAUAUAAUGAUAAUUGUGAUA